Messenger RNA from Stegodyphus dumicola, 1677 nucleotides. RefSeq names its product cleavage stimulation factor subunit su(f) (gene su(f)). Gene Ontology annotation, cellular component: nucleus. Gene Ontology annotation, molecular function: protein binding; mRNA binding. Gene Ontology annotation, biological process: mRNA 3'-end processing. Lineage: Eukaryota; Metazoa; Arthropoda; Arachnida; Araneae; Eresidae. The record is from RefSeq and is a predicted model, not a curated record.
GUGGAUUUGUGGAAAAAAUAUAUAACAUGGGAAAAAAGUAAUCCUCUGAGGACAGAAGACCAUGCUAUUCUCACAAAAAGAGUUAUGUUUGCCUAUGAACAGUGUUUAUUAUGUCUUGGACAUCAUCCUGAUAUAUGGUAUGAAGCAGCAUUGUUCCUUGAACAGUCUAGUAAACUCCUGACAGAGAAAGGGGAUCUAGCUGCUGGUAAAUUGUUUAGUGAAGAAGCUGCUGCUAUUUAUGAGCGUGCAACUACAACUUUUUUGAAGACAAACAUGCUGUUAUAUUUUGCAUAUGCUGAUUUUGAAGAAGGUCGCAUGAAAUAUGAUAAAGUCCAUCAAAUUUAUAAUAAGUUCAUUGAGAAUCCAGACAUUGAUCCAACAUUGGCAUACAUUCAAUAUAUGAAGUUUGCAAGGAGGGCUGAAGGCAUCAAGGUUGCUAGAUCUAUAUUUAGGAAAACCAGAGAAAAUCCAAGUACUAAGCACCAUGUGUAUGUUGCAGCAGCAUGGAUGGAAUAUUAUUGCACCAAAGACAAGACCAUUGCUUUUAAAAUAUUUGAAUUAGGUCUCAAGAAAUAUGGUGAUAAUCCUGAUUAUGUAUUAGCAUAUAUUGAUUAUCUCUCUCACCUUAAUGAUGACAAUAAUACAAGAGUACUUUUUGAAAAAGUUCUAGCAUCAGGAAGUUUACCACCAGAAAGACAAGUUGAAAUAUGGAAUAAAUUUCUCGAGUUUGAAUCAAAUGUUGGUGAUUUGGCAAGCAUCUUAAAAGUAGAAAAGAGGCGAGCUGCUGUUAUUGAACAGUUAAAGGAAUUUGAAGGGAAAGAAACUGCACUCCUGGUUGACAGAUAUAAAUUCAUGGACUUGUAUCCUUGUACUCCAUCUGAAUUAAAAUCAGUGGGUUACAAGGAAAUAGUAAAGCAACAUGUUUCAAGUUUGCCAUCAUCUAUGAUCGUAAUGAAAGACAGUCUUUUAGAUGAUGGAGACAGGAAACCAGGAUAUCCUGCACCAGAUACAUUACAGAUGAUCCCAUAUAAGCCAAGACAGAUAUAUCCCACUGCUGCCCAUCCGGUGCCUGGUGGUGUAUUUCCCGCUCCUCCAAGUGCUUCAUAUUUAAUGACAUUACUUCCACCACCUACAUCCUUUUAUGGUCCAUUUGUUGGAGUUGACGAGUUGAUUAAAGUUAUCAAAAUGUGGCGGCCUCCAGAGAAUGCUCCCAGACCCAUUGAAAAUGGUAUCUCAAAAGAUAUGGAAAAAUAUUUUGAACAUGCUAUCAAUGCAAUGGGUGAUUCAAAAAAGAGGAGGACAGGUGAUGGUCUUCAGGAUGAAAGCGACGAUGAAGAAGGUGGAAUGGCCCCACCUAUAAAAGAUGUAUAUCGAGCCAGACAGCAAAAGAAAGUCAAAACUUGAGACAUUGUUUGUACCUAAUAAAAAUUCUGUAAAUACGUGUGGAUGUAAGCAAUUAUGCAUAACUUCCAUGUCAUUGCUCAAAAUUUUCAUUUUCAGAACUCUUUUUCCAUGUGUGAAUGAGAGGAUGAAUGUUUGUAUCACUUAUGUUACAUGUUUUGCUAACAAUCAUGGUGACAUGGAUUUUAAUGGCACCUAUUGUUUGAACAUGAUAAUUUCAUUUAUAGUUUUUUAUACAAAGCAUAUGUGAAAAUAAACUAUUUCAUUGCCAUAUCA